AUGGCUUCUGCAAUGGUGUUUGCUGAUUGCUUAGCGGCAGGAUUGAGAGAGUUUAUGUUCCAGCAUGCCCACUACAGGUGGUUUAUGCUACUCGUACUGGCGCCAAGAAGGUUGUGUCCCUUACUUAUUGGUUUCCCAAGUUGUGUAUAUAGUCUCUCAUCUAUGACAUUGUCAGCUAUUCGUAUCAGUCAGGAGGACUACAAAGUGAAACCCUAUCAACUUUAUUCUUUGUGUGCAUCUUCAUAUUGCUUAAAGGUCAUAUUAAUUCCUUUGAAACAUUGUUGGAUAUCUUUUUCUGUUCGUUUCAAUGCUCGUUAUACUGAUAGAAUCUGGUCGCUUAACCCUAAGACUAAAUUCAUCGACGGUUGGACAAAAUUCAAUAAUGUAACACUGUGGCCUAGUUGUUUUGCAGUAUUUAUGUCCUUCUGCUUUGUCAUUUGUAUUAUGAUUGGGUUCGAUACUUCAUUUCAUUUCAUCUCAGUGAAGAGUGCGUCGAUACAAGCAUGA
Molecule: messenger RNA, 507 nt
Organism: Schizosaccharomyces japonicus yFS275
Lineage: Eukaryota; Fungi; Ascomycota; Schizosaccharomycetes; Schizosaccharomycetales; Schizosaccharomycetaceae
Exons: 3
Coding region: 1-507 (168 amino acids)
Source: RefSeq, a predicted model, not a curated record